Protopolystoma xenopodis is the source of this 852-nucleotide messenger RNA. NCBI's taxonomy places the organism in Eukaryota, Metazoa, Platyhelminthes, Monogenea, Polystomatidea, Polystomatidae. The record is from the annotation of a GenBank genome assembly.
AUGCUCUCGGCUAAGUUUUACUAUACGGAAUUGGGACCAGAAGACCACGUCUUUCUAUACAGUGUUUCUAUUGCUCAAGAUGGAGGCAUUCUGGAUUGGGACGACUUGGUCUCGGACGUGCUUGACGACCGAGAACUGCUCAUCGCCAAUUUCUCAUUUGGAUCUGCGACUAGGGCAAAUAACCUACCUCCUUUCGUCCACUCUCCGCCGCCUGCUUAUUCUGCAAAUUUGCAUGUUAACCAGGCGCGAAAUGGCACCACGACAGAGACGGUUAUCGAUACUGACAACGGCCCGUCCAAAGAGAGGCAUGAAAUCGUUGCUAGCGGGCAAUGUUCGGAAAAUGUGGGCAUUUUUCAGAGUCAAGAUCGCGGCUCAGUACAAUCCAUUAUGCAACCAUUAGUCUUUGGUCUGGCCUCGGGCCUUGAGAACCAAACGGCAUCUUCAAGGUCGGUUCAGUUAGAAGAUGGUCCUGAUCCAAGUUCAUGGCCAAUUGAAGGAGCUGCAGUCUUAGUCGCUAGCACUGGCAAUGACGCAUCUAAAAUAGUCUCUCGCAAUAUCUUCAAUUCAUUGCAGGAAGAGUCAAGAUGCUCAGGCCGACCAUACACGUCUCUUAUCUGCAAUUUGUCGGGUGCCAAUCAGGUGAUCGACCUCUCAUCUCUUUAUCCAGAAUCAGCUAAUCUAUGUUCUAAGGCUGAUCUUGGCUCUGCGAAUAUCAACACCAUUACUCCUACCAGCUCCAAUAAUGCAACUUUUCAAUCCCAUGGAAAAGAUGAACCUUCUCACUCUGCCCUCAUUGAUCAGGAAGUAAUUAAGGGCCAGAUGACCGGCGAUGCUCGGCUACAAGUAGUUUCU